Messenger RNA from Petromyzon marinus (sea lamprey), 1925 nucleotides. The record is from RefSeq and is a predicted model, not a curated record. NCBI's taxonomy places the organism in Eukaryota, Metazoa, Chordata, Hyperoartia, Petromyzontiformes, Petromyzontidae.
UGUGUGUCUGUGUGGGAGGUAGAUGUGUGUGUGUGUGGGGGGGGAUUUAGCAGCUGCCGCUUACACCCCCGGGAAUUUCCCGGCCCCCCCCCCGCCCCAGCCCGCCGGGAAGUUUAUUUCGAGACAUCGCAACACUUCCGCGUUACGCAAAGAGGCGUGGCAGCACAGUAGUAGCCAGGAAGGCCUCGGUAGCGCACAGGUAGACCAGGUGUCGCACAGGUAGACCAGGUGUCGCACAGGUAGACCAGGUGUCGCACAGGUAGACCAGGUGUCGCACAGGUAGACCAGGUAUCACCACCACCUCCGUCACCAUGCGUCUGCGCCUGGCGUCUCUGCUGCUGCUGCUGUGUCUCUACCUGGCAGUGCCGAGCAGAGGUCAGGCCGGCAGCCCCAACACCGCUGGAUUCAUGGUGAGACUCACCGUGCCCGGACUUGACUACGGUCGGAGCGUGGCUGUUGGGAUCCUGGUUCAGAAACUCCAUGGGAUCUCGAUCCCAGACCAGAGCGGCUCUUCUGGCAAGAUCCACUACACGCUGUCAGGGAUGCACAUCACCGACUUCACGAUGCCCAGCACGGCGCUGGGGUUCGUUCCGGGCUCGGGGCUCAAGUUCAGCUUCAGCGGAGCAUCGGUGUCGCUGUCCGGGGAAUGGCAUUACAAGGCGCUGUUCGUGAAGGACAGCGGCACGUUUGACAUGCGCAUGAGUGGGCUGUCGCUGUCCACCGUGCUGGUGCUGUCGCGCGAUGUCACGGGGAGGCCGUCGGUCAGCGCCGGUGGCUGCAGCAGCGAGGUUGGCGACGUCGACAUCAAGUUCCACGGCGGGGCCAGCUGGCUGUACAACCUCUUCAAACACCUCAUCGAGAAUAACAUACGAGACCACCUGAAGGGUCAGCUGUGUGAUCAGGUGACCGAAGCGAUCAACAGCGACCUGGAGAACAGCCUGCAGGAGAUCUCAAUCACUGCCAAGGUGGACGAAUUCACAGAGGUCGACUACUCGCUCCUGAGUCCUCCCGACACCCGCGCGGACAUGCUGGACAUUCCCUGCAAGGGUGAGUUCUACAGCCUGCAGCACCACUCCGAGUUCCCUGUCCCUGCACCCCCCAUGGAUCUGGGCACCUCUGCUGACCGCAUGCUCUACUUCGGCUUAUCCGAGUUCCUCUUCAACAGCGCUGGCUACGCGUACCAAGCCUCCGGUGCCCUCACCUACAUCAUCACUGAGGCCAUGCUGCCGAAGGACGCUCCCUUCCACCUCAACACCUCCAGCCUGGCGCCCAUCGCUGUGAAGCUCAAGGACUUCCCGGGCCUGGCUGUGGAGGUCAGGGUGGAGUCGAGCGCCGGGCCCACGCUCUCCAUCGCCGCUGGCAACGUGACGCUCCGCACGCAGGCCCUCGCCACCUUCACCGCCCUGUGGCCCAACGGCACGCACAGCUUCCUCUUCUCCAUCAACGCCAACACCUCGCUUGAUGCCAGGCUGGAGAUCGACGCUAACAAGCUGCAUGGGACACUCACGCUGGACAGCAUGCUCCUGACGCUGGUGAAGUCGGAUGUGGGAGACGUGCACGUCAAUUUGCUGCAGUCGAUCAUUAAGUUCAUUGCUAAAACGAUCAUCCUGCCCAAAGUGAACGAGAGGCUGAGCCAGGGAAUCCCCAUGCCGCUUCUGAAGAAAGUGAAGAUCGUGAACGCCGUGCUGCUCAACAAGGAGGCGUUCAUCGUGGUGGGGAUGGAUCUGCAGUACUCGCCGUGACGUGGGGGGCCGCGGAGCCACGGAGAGAGGGGGCGGGGGGGAGGGGCCUUGGCUGCCCUCCCGGUGGCGCGUGGGGGCUACACUGUGGAGGCCACACACACACAGACACACACACACAUAUAUACACACAAACACACACAACAACAACCGCCAUUCGCCACUAAGUGGCGGUGACGUCACCAC